UUGCUGAUCGAUUCUCUGUCGUCUCUCACUGUAACUUGUUCCAAGCUAGUGGUCACGUUCACGUAUACAAAGGAGACGAAGUGUCGAGUGUGUUCCGACUUCCAGAAGUGUCGAGUGUGUAACUUCAUUUUUUAUCGCCCCUUGUUCCAGUUUCUGACAAUGGCAAAGCUUGUCCAAACCUGGGCUCAAAUCCCAGUCGGGUUCUUUGAAUUUUGAAGCUGGGCACGGUUCUGAUUCUUGACCAACUGAUCGUUGUCCCUAUAAAUAAGAAUACAUCUUUAUUAAUUCCAUUUGUUUCCCAUCUCAUCUCAUCUAAGUUAAACCAGAAGAUCAGCCAUGGAAUUGGCCCGGGCACUGUUAUUGGUUUUCUGCAUUUCCUUGUUUUCCGUUCAAGCUAGACAUCAUCAUAACCAUACCAAGCACAAGCACGGCCAUCGAGUCUCCUUCAUUUCACAGCCCCCUUCACCACCACCUGAGCCUGCAGCUAGUAAUUUUAGUGGUAUCUUCAGUGUACUGUCAUUUGGUGCUGUUGGAGAUGGCGUUACAGACGAUACUCCAGCUCUCAAGAUGGCAUGGGAUGCAGCCUGUGAAUCCGAAUCGGCAGUCCUCCUUGUUCCUGAUGGCUACUCCUUCAUGAUCCAGUCUGCAAUUUUCACAGGCCCUUGUCAAAAUGGCUUGGUGUUUCAGAUUGAUGGUGCUCUCAUGCCGCCUGAUGGGCCUGAGUCUUGGCCUAAGAAUUACAGUAGACGCCAGUGGCUGGUAUUCUACAGAAUCAAUGGAAUGACAAUGCAAGGGGGUGGUCUUAUUGAUGGGAGAGGUGAAAAGUGGUGGAAUCUUCCCUGUAAACCCCACAAGGGAGUUAAUGGAACGACGUUGCCCGGACCCUGUGAUAGCCCUGUAGCCAUAAGGUUCUUCAUGAGCUCCAACCUAACCAUUCAGGGGCUUAAGAUUCGGAACAGCCCCCAGUUCCACUUCAGAUUUGAUAACUGCAGAAACGUCCAUGUAGAUACAAUUACCAUAAAGUCACCCUCUCACAGUCCCAACACUGAUGGAAUUCACAUAGAGAACACCAACUCUGUCCGGAUAUAUAAUUCCAUCAUUUCAAAUGGCGACGAUUGUGUAUCGAUUGGAUCUGGUUGUUAUGACGUAGACAUAAACAAUAUCACAUGCGGCCCCAGCCAUGGAAUCAGCAUUGGGAGUCUAGGAAGCCGUAACUCGCGAGCCUGUGUUUCCAAUAUCACAGUUACCAAUUCAGUCAUAAAGCACUCAGAUAAUGGAGUUCGGAUUAAGACAUGGCAAGGAGGAUCAGGGUCUGUAUCUGGGGUGAGCUUCAACAAUGUGCGAAUGGACACUGUGAGGAAUCCCAUCAUAAUAGACCAGUUCUACUGCCUCACCAAAGGCUGCCUCAACCAAACCUCUGCGGUCUUUGUCUCGGAUAUCUCAUAUACAAACAUCAAGGGGACUUAUGAUGUGAGGAGCCCACCAAUGCAUUUUGCCUGCAGUGACUCAGUCCCAUGCACCAACCUAACCCUCUCGGAUGUGGAACUUCUUCCUGCUCAAGGAGAGUUUGUGUUGGAUCCAUUUUGUUGGAAUGCUUAUGGCGCUUCAGAGACGCUUACCAUUCCACCAGUCUCCUGCUUGCUGGAUGGUAUACCAAGGUCGAUACUGGAGAAUGACAUAGAACACUGCUGAAUCACUAGACUACAUCAUGUAAAGCAAAUCUCUCUCUCUCUCUAUUUAUAUAUAAUAUUUACUUAAUUAGGAGCUGAGAAAAAUUUCAUAAAGUGUAAGAGAUGAAAAGUAUAAUAUAAUAUAGUUGGGAAAAUUAAGGAGUGAUGUACUAUGUAUGCUCCACCAUAUAUAUACCUU
Nelumbo nucifera (sacred lotus) is the source of this 1869-nucleotide messenger RNA. Its product is annotated as polygalacturonase At1g48100. Gene Ontology annotation, molecular function: polygalacturonase activity. NCBI's taxonomy places the organism in Eukaryota, Viridiplantae, Streptophyta, Magnoliopsida, Proteales, Nelumbonaceae. The record is from RefSeq and is a predicted model, not a curated record. Gene Ontology annotation, biological process: carbohydrate metabolic process.